This is a messenger RNA of Medicago truncatula (barrel medic), 1826 nucleotides long. Its product is annotated as IQ domain-containing protein IQM3. The record is from RefSeq and is a predicted model, not a curated record. Bases 191 to 1684 code for a protein of 497 amino acids. The transcript has 9 exons. Lineage: Eukaryota; Viridiplantae; Streptophyta; Magnoliopsida; Fabales; Fabaceae.
ACAGCCUCCUGUGUGCCUCCCAUCCUCACAUUCCAACUCUUGUUCAUUUUCUUUCCUCCUAAUAAUAACUCCUCUCUUCAACCAAAACCAUUUCACUUUUCUUUUCACAAUCUCUCUCUCUCUCUCUCUCACAUUUCAAAACACACUUUAAUUACCACUCUUCAAAAACAAAAACCAGUGUUUUGUUUUAAUGGAGGUUGAAACUCACUCUUCAAACCCUUCUUCAUCAUUCUCCUCAUACAACAUUCACCCAUCGGAUUUUCGGAGCUCCGAAUACCCUGACCCGACAUUUCAUCUCUCCCUUCACGAUGAUCCGCCACUAUCUCCUCAACCAUUCCAGUUUUCCGGACCUCACGCGCUUCAAAGCGCGUCUUCUCAUUCCAACGCCGCUGUUCAUGUUCAGAAGGUUUACCGUGGAUACCGUACACGGCGGAGGUUGGCUGAUUCCGCCGUCGUCGCUGAAGAGCUUUGGUGGCAAGCGAUAGAUUUUGUUAGGUUGAAUCAUAGCACAAUUUCGUUCUUUAAUUUGCCUGAAACUGCUGCGUCUCGUUGGACACGGGUCAAACUCAACGCUUCCAAGGUUGGUAAGGGAUUGUCCUUAGAUGCCAAAGCACAGAAAUUGGCUUUUCAGCAUUGGAUUGAAGCUAUUGAUCCACGCCAUCGCUAUGGGCACAACUUGCAUUAUUAUUAUGAAGAAUGGUGCAAAACUGACUCUGGUCAGCCAUUCUUUUAUUGGUUGGAUUUGGGAAAUGGGAAAACUCUUGAUCUUGAUCGCUGUCCCCGACCAAAGCUCCGAAAACAAUGCAUAAAGUAUCUUGGACCGCAAGAAAGAGAGCACUAUGAAUACAUUGUCUGUGAGGGAAUAAUUAUACACAAGCAAUCUGGUGAUUUAUUUCAUACGAAAAAUGACUCUGAAGAUGCCAAGUGGAUAUUUGUAAUGAGCACCUCUAAGAAACUUUAUGCUGGCAAGAAAAAGAAGGGAUUAUUUCAUCAUUCUUCCUUUUUGGCUGGUGGAGCUACCUUAGCUGCCGGACGGCUUGAAGCUGUGGAUGGAAUUCUGGAGUCCAUCUCUGCAUAUAGUGGACACUAUCGGCCAACAGACGACACACUCGAUACCUUCUUAUCAUAUCUCAAACAAAAUGGUGUCAAUCUUGAUGAAGUAAAGGUACGCAAACCAAAUGAUGACACUGAUAUUUACGAGGAUGGGAAGCUCGGCGAGAAAACCUUAACAUCUGAAAGUUCUAUCACUUCUAACGUAUCUGAGGAAACCGAGAAUACUCCAUCCGUAGACAAGAAAGACGUAGACAAGAAAGACGCUCCUCAACUCAGUUUGGAGGUUAGUAGUUAUAAAAGGACUCUAUCAGGUGGUCUUCAGAGUCCAAGAACGACCGAGGUGCCCAAGACUUCUAUAUUGCAAAGAAUCAAUUCCAAGAAGGGUUCAAAGUCCUACCAAUUGGGACAUAGACUUUCGCGUAAAUGGUCAACUGGAGCUGGUCCGAGAAUCGGGUGUGUUGCUGAUUACCCUGUGGAGCUUAGACUACAGGCCUUGGAAAUGCUUCACCUUUCUCCGAAGCUUCCACCCUCUCCCAUGUCAUACAUGUCAGGUGCUCUUAUUUCGCCUGUCGUUUCUCCAACGCCUAAUACCGUGCACAUUUACAAUGAUGAGAGUGCACAUUUAAAAUGAUGAGUUUGGUUAAUUGAAUUACUGCUGAUAUUAGUAUUAUGUUUUCAUCUCAGUGCGGUGAUGCUUUAAGUUUUCUUUUUCAAAUGUAGAGGACUUGGUGUUGUGUAAUAAAAUGAAAUCAAAAAAAUAUUUUUAUCAUCCA